AUGUGUGCUGCAGACAUGUCCAACAACAAUCCUCCUCCUGCCAAAGACUUCUUUCCCUCUCCAGCUCUCUCUCUUAGUCUUGCGGGGAUUUUCCGCCAUGGUGCUGCGGCGGCGGAGGUUGAAGGAGCGACUACUAGCAACAUGGAGGUGGAGGAAGGAGAGGAAGGAAGUACUAUAGGCGGCGGGGAACGCAUGGAGGAAAUGAGCAGUGAGUAUUCAGGUCCAUCAAAAUCCAAGUCAGAGGAAGAUUUUGAAGGAGAUGAACAAGAAGAUGAUGAAGGUUGUGAUGGAGACAAUAAGAACAAGAAGAAGAAAAGGAAGAAAUAUCACCGACACACUGCAGAACAAAUCAGAUUCAUGGAAGCGCUUUUCAAAGAAUCGCCACAUCCUGAUGAAAAACAGAGACAACAACUCAGCAAGCAAUUAGGACUUGCUCCAAGACAAGUCAAGUUUUGGUUCCAAAAUCGUAGAACUCAAAUCAAGGCAAUACAAGAGAGACAUGAAAAUUCAUUGUUGAAAACAGAAAUAGAGAAACUAAGGGAGAAAAACAAGACCCUAAGAGAGACCAUAAACAAAGCUUGUUGCCCUAAUUGUGGGGUACCUACCACAAACAGAGAUGGUUCCAUGCCAACUGAAGAACAACAACUUCGUAUUGAAAAUGCCAAACUCAAAUCCGAGGUAGAGAAACUUCGAGCGGCGUUAGGGAAAUAUGCACCUGGAACAAUGUCACCUUCAUGCUCUACUAGUCAUGAUCAAGAGAAUAUGAAAAGUUCUUUGGAUUUUUACACUGGAAUUUUUGGUCUUGAUGAGUCAAGGAUAAUGGAUAUGGUAAACCAAGCAAUGGAAGAGCUUAUAAAGAUGGCUACAAUGGGUGAACCACUGUGGCUACGUAGCUUUGAGACCGGUCGAGAAAUACUUAACUAUGAUGAAUAUUUGAAGGAGUUUGGAGGUGAAAAUUCAGAUGAUGGUAGAACAAAGAGAUCCAUUGAAGCUUCAAGAGAUACAGGAGUUAUUUUUGCAGAUAUUCAUAGGAUUGUCCAAUGUUUUCUUGAUGCUAAUCAAUGGAAGGAGAUGUUUCCAUGUUUAAUAUCUAAAGCUGCAACAGUUGAUAUUAUAUGCAAAGGAGAAGUUUCUAACAAUGAUGGUGUUGCGCAACUGAUGUUUGCUGAGCUGCAAAUGCUAACACCAAUGGUGGCCACUAGAGAAGUGUAUUUUGUCAGAUAUUGCAAACAAUUAAGUGGUGAAAAAUGGGCAAUAGUUGACGUGUCCAUAGACAAAGUAGAAGACAACAUUGACAUGUCCCUCAUGAAAUGCAGAAAACGUCCAUCUGGUUGCAUUAUUGAAGAUAAGUCAAAUGGUCAUUGCAAAGUAACGUGGGUGGAGCAUUUAGAGUGUCAAAGGAGCACAGUUCAUUCAAUGUUUAGAACCAUUGUCAACAGUGGCCUAGCUUUCGGGGCAAGGCAUUGGAUUGCGACGCUUCAACUUCAAUGCGAACGUCUAGUUUUCUUCAUGGCAACAAAUGUCCCCAUGAAAGAUUCAACUGGUGUUGCUACAUUGGCUGGGAGAAAAAGCAUUUUAAAAUUGGCACAAAGAAUGACAUGGAGUUUCUGUCAAGCUAUUAGUGCAUCAAGCUUCCAUACAUGGACAAAAGUUACUAGUAAAACUGGAGAAGACAUAAGGAUUAGUUCUCGAAAGAAUUUGAAUGAUCCCGGUGAAUCUCUAGGGUUGAUACUUUGCGCAGUUUCUUCUGUAUGGUUGCCUGUAUAUCAUAAUGUUCUGUUCGAUUUCUUGAGGGACGAAGCUCGUCGAACUGAGUGGGAUAUCAUGUCUAGUGGCGGAACAGUGCAGUCUAUUGCAAAUUUAGCCAAAGGACAAGACAGAGGCAAUGCAGUAACAAUCCAAACGAUUAAAUCUAAAGAGAACAAUAUGUGGAUACUGCAAGAUAGCUGCACAAACUCUUAUGAAUCAAUGGUGGUGUAUGCUCCUGUGGACAUUACUGGAAUUCAGUCUGUGAUGACAGGAUGCGAUUCGAGCAAUCUUGCAAUACUGCCGUCGGGAUUCUCAAUUGUUCCUGAUGGCUUAGAGUCAAGGCCAAUGGUAAUUACUUCGAGGCGGGAGGAGAAAAAUACCGAGGGAGGAUCUUUGUUUACAAUAGCAUUCCAGAUUCUUACCAAUGCUUCUCCUACAGCGAAAUUAACAAUGGAGUCUGUGGACUCUGUUAACAAUCUUGUAUCAUGUACAUUGAGACACAUCAGAACGAGUUUACAUUGUGAAGAUGGUUAG
Molecule: messenger RNA, 2283 nt
Organism: Vicia faba (fava bean)
Lineage: Eukaryota; Viridiplantae; Streptophyta; Magnoliopsida; Fabales; Fabaceae
Source: the annotation of a GenBank genome assembly